AGACACAACAAUAGCACCAACCAGUCCAACUCAUCUUCACAACAUCUUCAACGAGGACUUGCAGCGAUGGAGGGGGCACCACUCCCUAAGGGUUGCGUUUCUAUCGCAACUGCAGUCGACACUAGGAUUGGAGAAUCCUGCGAUCUGGCGGGGGUUGCUGUCGAUUUCCGUCCUCCGGUAGCUACAAGAGGCACAGGUGUUUAUUUCCCAAAACUGAUGGUUAAGUGGCUGGACUGAUGUUUGUUUCCAGAUUGGAUGGCUACUGUCACUCUUUGCGAUAGAUCUCGUGCUCUCCCGGAAACGUCGUUGACUAUCCGCAUCUUCAGACCCAGCAUAGAACUUUUGCCACAAAUUAAAUCCGAUAGUGAUUUAAUUCUCAUCCGUAGGGUCAAGAUGAUCAAACACGAUGGCCGCUUACUCGCUAUGUCUACUUACGAUACAAGCUGGAUCAUUUCUUAUGCUCCCACCCAUCCGAAGGGUGUGCCAUCAAUAGCUUCAUACCCCGCCAGUCUCAAAGUCAAGCCGGAUGAGAUGGCCUAUUUUCAAGGAUUGCGAGUGUGGUGGAAGUCUCGACGGGACUCCUUUGUCUCGAGAGGUGCGGCUCCAGGCGUUUAUACUUCAUCUCAACUCAGCAAUAGCGGCAGCCAGAGGCGGCGAGCUGGAUUGGUUAGGGAUAUGCGGAUUGGUUCCUUUUACGAUCUUGCCGGGGUUGUUGUUAAAACAUUCCCGGGAAAUGGUAAUUACACCGUUUACCUUACGGACUACACUAAGAAUCCUAUGUUACAUUCCUACGAAUGGGGUAGGUCUCGGAGGAUCGGGGCUGGAGGCGACGAUGACGACUUUGACUAUACUGGUCGCGGAAGAGGUUUUGGGAAUCAGGAUUGGCCGGGUCCAUGGGGGCAAUAUACUCUCCAAGUAACGCUGUGGGAUAAUCAUGCCGUGGCUGCUAAUAGGUUAUUCUACGUUGGUGCCCACGUUAGUCUUCAAAAUGUGCGUGCAAAGAGGAAUGGGGACGGGAAGCUCGAGGGGACUUUGAAUGGAGAUCGGCAGUUCCCGGACAAAGUUCUAGUUAGUCUGAUAAAGAAUAUGGACGAUCCAAGAGUGAAACAGAUUGCGAUCCGCUGCAAGGAAUAUACGAGGAGGUUUGAGAGCGACAGACUGAGAUUUGAGGGGGAGAUGGCGGGGGAGAUGGAGGGGAAGCUGGAGGGGUCUGGGAAGGAGGAAAGAAAGAUGGAAGUGAAUGUAAAUAGUACGACAAAUCUUUCUUUGAACGAUUUGAUUUUCGGUCGAUGCUAAUCUAUAACCCCUAGUCCGGACCCUCAAAGCCGCCCAGCCCAUUACACCCAUGUCCGAGAUCGCCGAACCCCAGGAUUUAGAUGGCCCAUUCGCGAAUAGGAUCUACAAGAUCUGUUGUAGAGUUAUUGAUUACCUACCACAGCAACUGGAAGACUUUGCCGUUCCCCAGACGGAGCACGGCGGGUGGACAUGGAGGUUUGCUUUGUUAGUUGAGGGCGAAGAUGGUGCAACUCUUCGAGUUAUUGUCGAAGGGCACGACGCAGAAUACUUGCUGGGAGGGCAAGCUACAAAGUAAGAUCUUGACAUCGCAAGCGGACUCAUACCGACUCAGUAUGCUAACAAGAACGGCCAGUCUCCGUACGGACCGACAGCAAUUGAGUGCACUGCGGGAAAAGUUGUUCAUCCUUUGGGGAAAUCUCGAGGAGAUGAAGGGCCAACAGCUGGGGUCUAAAACAUCUGGGAAAAAAGCAAUUUCUCGGUCCGACACCCCGCCUGAACCUCCCCGCGGAAAAAAGCGGCGUAAACGCCCCACCCCAAAACAAAAGCGAGUUGAAUGUAAGCAGUUCAAGUACGACGAACUUGGAAGACGCUCAAAUACCGAACGUGGUGCAGAAGGUGAGGAGAGCCAAGACGAGAAUGAGGAGAACGUGAUGCAACAGCUGUCUGGGAAGAUGUUCGAAGCUUGUCUCAAGGAGUAUGGCGUUCUGAGCGAGGAUGGUCAGUGGAAACGACUUCACAAGCUAUUCGGGACUCUUAUUCUGUGA
Molecule: messenger RNA, 2060 nt
Organism: Tuber aestivum (summer truffle)
Lineage: Eukaryota; Fungi; Ascomycota; Pezizomycetes; Pezizales; Tuberaceae
Source: the annotation of a GenBank genome assembly